AUGGCCUCGGCACAGCAGCGUGCGCACCGUCGUCAGCAUUCUCCGGCUUCGUUUUGUCUCUCCCUUGAUGUCGUGGGACCGUUUGUGCGUGUGGCAGAUGAUGUCUCGCAUAAGCGUCGGUAUGCACUGGUAGGUGUCCUCGUGGUCCCUGUCGAUGCGCAGGGUAAACCAGUUUUGGGUGAAGACCAAGAGCAGGCUUCGGGUGAGGAUAAGGAUGCUUGCGUGCGGGAUGUUGAUCCUGACUUCGAGGAGCUUCAGAAGGACGUUGAUGAGUGGUUCGGUGCUCUUGCGGAUGAUGCUUCCGAAGUCUAUGAGGGUCCUGAGGCCCUUUGGGAAGGCGAAAACUUGGAAGCUGAGGUCCCGCUGGAAGGUGAACGAUUGGACGCUCCAGAGGUUGGAGGUCCUGAGGAUGCGUGGGCUAAGCAGCAAUCCGAUUAUGAAAAGGAGGCUGAGGGCAUGGCGUGGAGAGAAGUUGUUUUUGUGGAGCUGUUGGAUCGUAAGACCCCGCAAAGCGUGUGCUUGGCGGUUGGCCGUAUUCAUGCUCAACUUGUGGAGCUUGGCUUUCCAUUAGCUCGCAUUCAUGCUGACGCUGGUACUGAGUUUACUGAUGAGCGUCUGCGGGAGUAUGCUGCGUCUCGCGGUAUCCUCCUUACACUCGCCCCUCCCACCGAGCAUGACAGUAACGGUAGAGUUGAGAACGUCGUCAAAAGACUCAAAGUCCAAGUACGAGUGUAUUUGCAGCUGGUGGGUAAUGAUACAUCUAAGUGGGCCCUGGCCUUUCGUGCGGCGGCCGCCACAUGGCGAGCCGAUACCUUGAGGAAGUUUGGUAUGGCGGUUAAACCGAUAGUGCCGUUCGGCACCCGGACCCAGGUUUUGGUUCGACACUGGCUCAGGCGUCGGCAGCGAGAAUGGCAUAUGCGUGCUACUCCGGCUGUCGUUUUGGCACCGGCCACGUAUGUGAGACAAGGCUAUGUCGUCAAAGUAGGCAACAAGCUUUCUGUCGUUAGUAAACUUCACUUUGGCGAAGAAUCGGAUCUGCAACUUUUCGUUGGCAAGGGCUUACCUCCGAUUGCCGAGCCCGGGGCCGUGAGACGGCGCAUGCGUGGCAAGGUAACUCCCUCUCCUGCAUUUCGGAUUUGGGGUAAGCGGUCUUUGCGAGCUUUGCGCGAGAGACCGGGGCCAGGGAUUGAUGAGGAUGCUCAGGCGGCCCGGUUGGCAGAACAGGCCGUGGUGCACAAGGACACGUCGAACGAUUAUGAGUCGCGUUCCGGUUUGGUGCCUUUGCAGGUUCCGGAGCGCGGUGAAGUUGAGGUUGUGUUGAGUUGCGUGAAGCUUGGUUGUGAUGUCGACGUGAGCUUGGUUGAUAGCGUUCAGGCGGUCUCGGACAUGAGUUUGGCUGUGCGUGAUAAGGGUGCGGUGGAUCUUGGCUUGACCUUGGAGGAUAACUUGGUUGAAGCGUCGUGCCCCAUGGAUGAGGCUACCUUGAGUUGUCUUGGUGACCAAACUUCUGCUCAAGUGGAUGGCACUGGGAGUCAUGUUGAUGGUCCUUGCGCUUGGUUGCUGAGUGGUGAAACUUUUGAUGCAGCUGACCGUCAGGAUCAAGAGGAUGAUGCUGCUAGCGUGUGUAGUUGGCAUACCGCGUCUGAAGGUGAAGUUGAGCAAGCUCCAUGGGACUUGUCAGAGCUGACGGCUCACAUUGAGGAGCUUGAUCGUGCUCAGUUGAGGUUGAGCGGGUUCGCUGAGGACCGUUUGGCGCGUUGGCUUGAGCAUGCAGGUGGGAGUGAGGCCGUUGCUACUUUAGGCGAUACGGACUUGGCUGAGGUCCAAGGGGCAUGGGAUAGAGUCCACGAGCUUCGCGAGGAACUGAAAGCUCUAACUGCGGUUGAGGUGUCCACGCGUGCGUCUGAGGAUGAUGGUACAGACACGGUGCUGCAGACCCGAACUGUAUCUCUGUCGGAGGUCCUGGCGAACUGGGAAGUUUGGGAGCAUCCUGCAAACAAGGAGAUUUCGGCCUUGGUGGAUGAGAAGCGCGCCUUGAUUCCAGUUGAUUGGAAACAAGUGCAGCGGUGGAAAGACUCUGGAAAACGAGUAAUCACCAUCCCUGCUAAGGCUGUGUGGACAAUUAAGGCUCCGGAUGGUCGGCAUAAAUGUCGAAUAGUGGCGUGUGGAAACAUGGCACCCUCGAAGGAUGAAAGUCGGCAGGAUCACAAGGAUGCUGUGUUUGCCUCUUCCCUUGAUGUCACACACCUUCGAUGUGCCUUGGCAGUAGCUGCGAGACGUUCCUAUGAGAUAGCCAUCACUGACAUUAGGACCGCAUUUCUUAAUGCGGAGCUUUUACCGAGGGCGAGGGUCAAGGCGGAGCAAGCCGCUGCGGCGGCUGCGCAGGGAGAGAGCGUACCAAUCGAUGAAAUCGUGAUCUUAAUCCCUCCGCGUUGUUUGGUGCAGCGGGGCUUAGUCGGCAAAAACACCCUUUGGCAGGUGGCCAAGGCGAUUUACGGACUUGACACUAGUCCUAGAGACUGGAGCCUGAGUCGAGAUUUCUCGCUGAGGCGGGUAGUCGUGAAGUAUAAAGAUCAGGAGCUCAGAUUGUUUCAAUCGUUUGCGGACCCCAAUCUCUGGCUUAUCGCCGAGAGCGAACCGGAGUCGUACAUUAAAGACCUUGCGGAUCGGUACUCCCAUGAGCUUCAGAAGGUUAAGCAUUGCGGGACCCCGUUGGGACCAGGGGUAAUGGAGCCGGAAGCAGUGGAGAACAUUGACAGCAGUGUACUUCGUAAGUGUCAGCGUUUGAUUGGCGAAAUCCUGUGGGUCAGUGUGCGUACGCGUCCAGAUGUGUCGUUUUCGAUAUCCAAACUUGCGCAGUGGAUGAAUCGUGACCCGUCCAGAACUUACCAACUGGGGUUGCAUGUGCUUGCUUACCUGGUUGAUUCUGCGAAUGUUGGAUUGGUGUACUUGUGUUCUGAUCCGAGCGGCCCAAGACCGGGACGAAAGGAGGCUGGAUGUAACAACCUGCUGGAAGUGCUCACGGACAGUUCAUUUGCACCGGAUGCUCAUGUCUACCUCUUGGCGGAAUUGGCCCAGAAAGCGCCGCGCGUCCACAUCUACAAUGAUAAUCAAGCAGCCGUAUCUGUCUUCGUAGGGCAAAACUCCCAUUGGAGAACGAGGUCGUUGAGAAUCAAAGCUCGCACGAUGCGCGAGCGGUGGGAAAUGGGGUUUUACAUGAUUAGCCACAUUGAGGGGUUGCAGAACGGAGCUGAUUUAGGUACCAAGCCUUUGGGAGCUCAACGCGUAAAGUAUCUGUGCAGUCUGAUCGGAGUUCAAGAGAUAGGAAACACUUCAGUCCACAACCCGAAGGAGAGCCAGGGUCUGUCGAAGGCCACGUUGAAGUGUUUGCAGGUUGUGCUUUUGGCAUGUAUGGUUUGCCAAGCUGAAGGACACCGGUCCACUGAGGUUGAUGAUGACGGAAUCGAAUGGAUGUUCUGGAUAGGGGUCGUAGUUACGGUCGUGUGCUGUUGGGAAGGGCUGAAGUUUGGGAUUAGGACUCUUUCGGCGGUUCUAGCUCGGCUGCGAAGGCCGGAUUUACAAGAGCCUUUACCUGAGGACCAUGUAGAAGCACUGCAGAUGCAGACAGAGCUCAGAGAGGAGAGAGAGAGUCGUUUGAGAGCUAGGCGUCGAGGACUACCAGUUCAAACCACUGAGCCGGAACUUGAACCGGCAUCUCAGCAGGUGCCCACUCGAGUGAUCAGGUAUUUGGACGAUGCUGUUGAAAUCCCUGUAAGUCCUUCGGACGACCGCCCUGCCCCACACGUGCGAGUGUUGAGUUUCGAAGAGGCUAGACAACAGGCGAUUAGGGCUAAUAAUCCUCAGUUUUUUGGGACCCAAGGCCCAAGGGCGGGUGUCGUUGGCCUUCAUCCCGAUCGUAUGGUUGCUCCUGCAAUCACGGAAGAUUGGCAAGUGCCGGUUAGGGUUCCUUUACGGGACAUCGAUCAGCAGCGGUCGGUCUGGGGAAGCAGGCUCUCGGCAGCAGGACCUGGACAGGAUGACUUCCUGCAUCAGCACCGGCGGUAUUGA
Molecule: messenger RNA, 4068 nt
Organism: Symbiodinium sp. CCMP2592
Lineage: Eukaryota; Dinophyceae; Suessiales; Symbiodiniaceae
Source: the annotation of a GenBank genome assembly